UAUGUCUAUACUAUACUAUUGUUGGCCAUCAAUGUUAUCGCUGCCAUUGUUCAGGCAAUGUUUAGCGAGUAUUUUAGUUCUACAUGUUUACGUAUUAAAUCGUGUCUAACAUCAGCCGUCUAUCGCAAGUCACUAGUGCUGAGCAAUAGUGCCAAACGGCGCACACCUACCGGUGAAAUAGUCAACAUUAUGGCCAUUGAUUGCCAACGAAUUAGCGAUGAAGCCGUUAAUGUGAUUACAUUACUAUCCAAUCCUAUUCAACUGGUACUUGCUAUCUAUCUGUUAUACCUACAGUUAGGUGUGGCCACAUUUGCCGGCCUAUCCUAUAUGUUUGUAUCGCUUAUCAUAAAUAUUUUAGUCUCUUUAUAUACUGUACUAUUGACUAAACAAUUGAUGUCAAUCAAAGACAAACGUCAAAACUUGAUGAACGAAAUACUUAACGGAAUUAAAGUUUUAAAAUUGUAUGCCUGGGAGGAGGCGUUUAUGGGUUUAGUUGAAAAAAUUAGGACCAAAGAGUUGGACAAAUUUUUUAGAUUUGGUCAAACGUUUAUAGUUUAUGUUGUUAUAAGUUAUACCAGUCCAGCAAUUGUCCAAUUGAUUACCUAUUGUACGUAUGUGGCCAUCAAUCAGGGUGACCAACUGCACCAAAUAAAUGCAUCAAAAAUAUUUGUAUCGCUGGCACUAUUUAAUUUGGUCAGGCAGAUAAUGUUUACAUUGCCACAAUCGCUUAAUGCAAUUACCUUGAUUUACGUAUCAUUCAAACGUAUUGAAAGGUUUCUCAAUAGUUAUGAACACUUGGAUUAUAUUGAAAACAAUAUAUCAAACAAUAAUUGUUUGAUUAAUGUUGAAAAUGCAUCGUUUAAUUGGGAAUCAAAUACUAAUAGUAGUAACAGUAGUAGUAGUAGUAGUAGUAGUAGUAGUAGUGUUGAUACAAAUAAAAGUCAACCGAUUUUACAUAAUAUUAAUCUCAAGAUAAUUGACGGCCAGUUUGUGGCAAUAGUAGGCAGUGUCGGGUCCGGUAAAAGUUCACUGAUGUCGGCCCUGUUUGGCGAUAUGGAUCUGAUUGGCAGUAAUGGUAGAGUCAAUGUUAGACCAGAUAUUAGUGUAGCCUAUGUUCCACAACAGGCCUGGAUAUUGAACAAUACAGUCAAAGAAAAUAUAGUGUUUGGUAAAACCAUGGAUAGGGAACUGUAUGACCGGGUGCUCGACACAUGUGCACUCAGGCAUGACCUACAACAACUAGCCGACGGCGAUCAGACAGUGAUCGGCGAAAAGGGUGUUAAUCUGAGUGGCGGUCAAAAACAAAGAAUAAGUUUAGCCCGAGCUGUCUAUUCCGGUGCCGAUCUAUACCUACUCGACGAUCCACUGUCUGCCGUGGACAGUCAUGUGGGCAAACAUAUUGCCAGUAAAGUACUUGACUCGAGAACCGGUAUUCUCAACAAUAAAACCCGUUUAUUAGUAACAAAUCAAUUGUUUGUAUUACCCGAUGUCGACCUAAUUGUUGUCAUAAAAGACGGCAUAAUUACAAGUGUCGGUACUUAUGAUAAUCUAUUGGAAAAUGAUUGUUAUUUUUCCGAUUUGAUUCAACAAUAUUUAGCUGAAAGACCGUACUGUUCACUGGGUUUCCUAUUGUCAAUAAUUGGAUUCAAUGGCCUACAGUUUGGUUCAUCGUUUUGGUUAUCAAUAUUUUGCAACAAUAUUGACAUCAAUACCAGUCAUACACCAUCGCCAUCAUCAUCAUCAUCGGUUGGCACCGGCAGUAUAACUACCGACAGCUACUAUUAUUUAGGCAUUUUUAGUGCCUUUAUUGUCGGCAAUAUUAUUACAGUACUGGCCAGCCGUUUGUUUAUGAUCAACGGUAUACGUCGGGCCUCCAAACGUCUAUUCAGUCGACUGUUGUCGAGUGUAAUGCAUUCACCGAUGAAUUACUUCGAUAGUCAGCCAAUCGGCCGACUGAUGAACCGAUUUGGUAACGACACCGAUGUAUUGGAUCGAUCGCUAAUGUUUUCUAUCAUUCUAACAACAGAUGUCUUAUUACAAUUGAUUGGUACAAUAGUAACGAUAUCUAUAAAGACACCAUUGUUUUUGGCACCACUGGCACUGGUAGCUGUUAUUUACUAUAUAGUUCAGUUUAUUUACAUUAAAACUUCACGACAACUAAAGCGUUUAGAAUCGACUACACGAUCGCCAAUAUAUUCACAUUUCGGUCAAACACUGGCCGGUUUGUCCAGCAUUAGGGCCUACAAGUGUAUCGAUCGGUUUGUACGGGAAUCCGAUAGACGAGUAGACAUCAAUCAGAUGUGUCUCUAUCCUAAUGUUGUAGCAAACAGUUGGCUACAGAUUUGGUUGACAUCACUCAGCAAUUGUUUGCUAUUUUUUGCCGCACUGUUUGCCGUUUUGGGUAAAGGCCGGUUGACUGGCAGCGAUAUAGGACUAUCCCUAUCCUAUGCAAUGUCGUUGACACUAAUGUUAGACUUGUUUAUCAAAUCGUUUGCACAGUUGGAAAACAAUAUGGUUUCAGUCGAACGUAUUGACGAAUACUGUCGAUUGGAAAGUGAAUCCGAUUGGCAUCGAUGUGAUGAUGACUACCCGUUAGCCGAUAACUGGCCCGAUAGGGGAUCAGUUAGGUUUGAGAGUUAUGAUACUAGAUAUGCGGUUGGAUUGGAUUUGGUACUCAAGGAGAUUGAUGUGGAUAUUAAACCGGGCGAAAAGAUUGGUAUUGUUGGCCGAACCGGUGCUGGAAAGUCAUCGCUAACUUUAGCCCUGUUUAGGCUUAUUGAGCCAGCAAUGGGUCGGAUAGUUAUUGACGGUAUAGAUAUAGGACGGUUAGGUCUACACGAGUUGCGCUCUCGGCUAACAAUUAUACCUCAAGAACCGAUACUAUUUUCGGCUACAAUUCGCUUUAAUUUGGAUCCGUUUGGCCAGUUUUCCGACGAUCACUUGUGGACAGUGUUAGAUAAAUCACAUCUCAAAAAAUUUGUUGCCGCAAGUGAUCGGGGACUCGACUGGUCGGUCGCCGAAUCGGGCGAUAAUAUGAGUGUUGGUCAACGACAGCUCAUAUGUCUGGCACGGGCUCUGUUACGUAACACUCGUGUCCUUAUCCUCGAUGAGGCCACGGCUGCUGUUGACGUUGAAACCGAUGCACUUAUUCAGCAAACCAUACGUCAAGAGUUUAGGUCGUCGACUGUCCUAACGAUUGCCCACCGAAUCAAUACAAUUAUGGAUUCCGAUCGGGUGUUAGUCCUCGACAGCGGACGGGUAGCCGAGUUUGCCGAACCCGACAUUUUGCUGGCAAACAAAUUGUCAAUUUUUUAUAUACUGGCCAGUGAUGCCGGUAUUGUUUGA
Oppia nitens is the source of this 3345-nucleotide messenger RNA. RefSeq names its product multidrug resistance-associated protein 1-like. The record is from RefSeq and is a predicted model, not a curated record. Gene Ontology annotation, cellular component: membrane. Gene Ontology annotation, molecular function: ATP hydrolysis activity; ABC-type transporter activity; ATP binding. NCBI's taxonomy places the organism in Eukaryota, Metazoa, Arthropoda, Arachnida, Sarcoptiformes, Oppiidae. The coding region runs from base 58 to 3345 and encodes 1095 amino acids. Gene Ontology annotation, biological process: transmembrane transport. The transcript has 11 exons.